Molecule: messenger RNA, 3993 nt
Organism: Colletotrichum spaethianum
Lineage: Eukaryota; Fungi; Ascomycota; Sordariomycetes; Glomerellales; Glomerellaceae
Product: UPF0613 protein PB24D3.06c
Exons: 2
Coding region: 1-3993 (1330 amino acids)
Source: RefSeq, a predicted model, not a curated record
AUGGCUCCGGCCGUUGUCGAAUCAGCAAAUGCUUCUUACCUGCACCGACCACACACAUCCGAUGACCGCCCUGACACUGCACCCGCAGGAACAGCAUCGACAACAACUACACGCCAGAGAGGGCCGAGCGUGCAGGGCCGGGCGGCGUUCGAGCUGCCGUCCUUCGACACAAUUCCCGAAUUCAACACGAGGCUCUAUCUCGACGGCAAGGGGUCCAAGGAAACUGCCGCAAACGAGAAGCCGGCACCAGCAGUGACCGUCACGACACCGAGAUCAGACCCGACGAACCUGUCGAAGCCUGCAAGAGACGAUGACAAGGAAAACACGAGAGAGGGGAAGCAGAAGGAGAAGGACAAGGACAACGAGAAGCUGCAGAAGAGGGGCAGGAGGACAUCGUUGAUGGAGCGACGGAAAUCAUGGCUGCCAUCGUCGAGAUCGCCGUCAAAAGUCAAGGAACCGCCGCUGCCCGAGCGACCCGUCAUGCCGGAACGGCCCAGCACUCACGCCGGAGACCACGUGGGCGAUGCUGUGUCAUCCGCCGCUCCGGUGGCACCGACGCGACCGGUCGAACCUGAACGCCCCAGAACGGUAUCGGAGAGUUUCGCUACCUUUGCGAAGAAGUCAUGGAUGUCCACCUCCCGCUCCCCGUCUCCGAAGAGAAAGCUAGAACCACCCGCUCCACCUCUAACUCGUCCUUCCCGCAGCAGGGCCUCGAGCAGCGAUUCCAUCAAAGCGGCCGAGUCGCCGCGCAAGAGGCCCAUCUCUAUGCUUGUCGAACCAGACUCUGCCGCUGCGAAGAGCGCCGAGUCCUUGAAACCCACUCGCGCUCUCAACCGGACAAGCACGUUCCUGACCAAGAUGAAGCAGCGGCCGAAAAGUAUGCUCAUCACACUUGGAUCAAACAGCGACUCGGACGCCAACAGUGCACCUGUGUUAACAAACAGCUUGCCGCCCUCCAGCGCCUCCCCAGGGAGUGAUCAGCGCGGUAGGAAGGACACUAACAGUAGCGUUAACAACAUCAAAAACCCCGAGUCGAAACCGGCAUCCGUUAUCGAGUCUCAUGCCACGGCGACGGACGAGUCGUGCAGCGAAAUGUCAGUCAACAGAGAUACGAUUUGGUCUGCCUUUAAGACGAUCGACACUGAGUACGGAGGUUUCGCUACGAAGAACAUGGCCCAGCGGAUGCACCUAGUACGCGUAACCUUGUUGCCAUUUUUGCGGACCUAUAUGAAUCACAUCACCAACAAGGGACUCAACCUCGAGGAUGUCGAGCGGAGGGCGACUGUUCUGAACAAGUGGUGGAGCGGCUUGCUGGAGAUGCUAGACUCGCAAAAUCAACAACUGGCAGGUGUCGACCGACCGGUUUUGCUUGAAGCUUUGACGAUGCUCAUGAUGCGACCGGAAUGGCGACAGACGACGACAUAUUUCAUGUCUUUGACGGACCGCUCACCGAACGAGCGUGUUCGGCCUCGAUCGGGAACCGAGUCGACAGCGGACUCGUCACAAGCAUCCAGCCAGGCUUUCCUUGCUGAAUCAGCCGAGCACAAUGUCCGGACCAUGUUUGUGAGCAAUCUCAUGAGGCAGAUGCAGAUCGUUGUGGACAAGAUGUCACUCCGACAUGCGCCUCUGAGUUUGGUCAACUGGUGCGGCAAGGCCUGCGCAUAUGGCUUCUUCUUCUGCCCUUCCGUCGCCGAGAUCCUUGUCCGGCUGUGGGACCUGCGGCCAGAACUCAUCAGGCGGACAGCUGAUGAGUUCGGCUUGCCCAAGAAGAACGGCGGCGAAAGCGAGGACAUCAUGGCGCUUUUCCCGCCAAAUGUCGGAGUGCUUGGUUGGCAAUCGCAGAAGACCAUCAGCGCCCGCUUCAAAGAGAGGGUUAAGCUUUCGGUUAUGGCAGCGAGGAUCCCUUGGUUCAGCCCUUGGGUAACCAGGUGGCGCGGCGGUGAUACCGACUUGUUCUUCAUUUUCUGCAAGUAUUAUCACAUUCUGUCCGAGGAGUUUAUGCCCGCGGGGCUGCCACUGCUCGAAAAAGCGCGCUCGCCGGGCUUCGUCCUGGUUCAAGCUCAGAUUCUCGCCUGCAUCGAGUCUACCAUCCAUCGACAGGCUGAAGUGGACGCGAUGAUGAACCCGCUCCCGCCCACAGACUCGUUUUACGGGGCCGAUGCCGCUGCGACUUCGAUGACAGUCCCAGGCAACCUCUUGAAGAACAUGGCCGAGAACCGGCUCAUCGUGCUGCUGAAGGAUAUUCUGGGCGAAUCACUACCUGUCAUCGCUGCCGCGCGACGGACCUUUGCCGAAGCUUUCCUGGCCGUAACUCGCGCUGCAACCCGCCGGGUAUCUGCUUUUGACCACAGCGCUGUUUUCACGCUGUGCGAUUUCUUGGAAGAGGUGUUGGUGGCCUACGACCAACUGGACGAUCUCGAAAACCCGAACAUUGCCAAGAGCAUUGACUGGCCCUUCUGGCUCGACGUGUGUAGGAAAAUGCUCAUCUCCGACAACGCCAUGACGGAAGUCCGACUGCUUUCUUUCAUCUUCUCAACUUGGGAAGCAGUCACUGCGAACCCGGAGAGGAAGAAGAGGUUGUGUUUGGAUUGGUUGCUUUCCGAGGAGACAUUCGACGCCUACUUCAACCACUGGUGCCCGAUGGUGCGUAGCUACUACAUGCGCCUGCUCUGCUGGCGGAUUUGUCGAGACGCUGGCAGCGCGAACGAGGUUGAUGCUCAAAUCUUCGUCGUCGCUGCCACCCGGCUCAAGACCGUUUGGGCUCAUUACCUCUACCUCCGCAACGCCGCAGAUGCCACCGGGAAACUCCCUCCCUCUACUUCGCCUUGUCUCCCUACCCCGGGUAAAAAGUUAAUGAUCAUUCGCACGGAAGUCAACAUUCCGCAGCCUGGCUACUUCAAUCAGCCCUUCGACUCAUUCUCCAAGAUUGUCAAUGGCGAAGGGGUUGUGGCAACGCCAGCGCCGCCCGAGACGAAGGAGGUUGUUCUCAAGGCAGACAACAGCAAAAAACGCUGGUCUUUGCUCGGAAAGGUCCUGUCUUUGGGGGGCAACGGCUCGGAUAGCGAGGACAACAGCGAGACAUCACGCAAGGAAGCGCCGUCGAAGCCUUCCGCACUCUCCAAACGUCGUCAAGGAGGCCCGCCUCUGCCGCCCAAGAUCUCCACUUCCACCGCCUCCGCUGUUACCACGGCCUCAGAUGGCAGCUCCCCGGGCGCUUCGCCCAUCUUCAUGGAGCAGAAGUUCGUCUUUAAGUUCACGCUGACCUGGCAGCCCCCUGCCGUCACCCAGCCGCGUGACCGCAUUCUCACCCGCCCGCGUCUUCCCGCCCCAGCGCAAGCGUGGGUCAGUGCCCGGUCGCGAAGCGGCAGUUCGCCUCCUCCGCCGCCCGCUGGUCUUCCGGACCCCACACGGCGUGUCUCUGGUUCCAAAAAGAAGGGUCUCGUCGACGAAGCCAAGAACGCUAGCCCGCUUGCCUCUCCCACGCUUGAACGCAAGUCGUCCGUCACCGCUGUAUCCUCCUCGUCGCUGGCACGCAGGCUCAGUAACAAGUUCGACUUUGAGAACAACCCCAACGCGGAGUUGAUGACUUUUGACUUUGAAAUCGCAGAGAAGUCCUCAGCGUCGUCAAUGUCAUCCGCCUCGUCAACGGCUUCAUCGCCUGCUGAGAGCAAGGCCGAGGAAGAGCAGCAGCCGCCCCUAUCGCCGCCGCCCCAGCCUCAGCAUCAGUCCCAGGCCCAGCCUCAAAACCAGCAGCAGCAGCAACAGAAGUCUGAGAGUCGCAGAAAUGGGCCUGAGCCUUUGACGCAGCCCCUUCGUCCAUCAGGCAUGUACACCAAGCGCGCCGUCUACACCGGCCGCGCCCUUGCAGAGUGGAGCAUCAUCGUCGCUGAGUGCAAUGGCUUCGUCGAUCGGAGACGGGAUGAAGGCGUUCUUGGCCUCAGUGAGGUGGAGGUCCCAAUGUUGACGGUCGAAGGCUUCCGGAAGAUUGGUUAA